GGGGCGGCGCCCAAGCGCGAGAUCUGGGCCGUGGGCACCACGGGCCGGCGCUACCAGGCGCUGUCGGGCGGCGAGCAGACGGCGCUGGCGCCCGGCGAGCAGCCGCGGCGCUUCGGGGUCUACCUGGACUACGAGCGCGGCCAGCUGGGCUUCUACAACGCCGAGAGCAUGAGCCACAUCCACACCUUCCACAUCCGCUGCCGCGAGCGCGUCUUCCCCUUCUUCCGCGUGCUGGCCCGCGGCACGCGCAUCAAGAUCUGCACCUGACUGGGGCCGGGGGGACCCGCCUGCUCCUCCUCCUCCUCCUCCUCCUCAUCUUCAUCGUCCUGGGGCUGGGGGAAUGGGGGAUCCAGCUCCUCAUCCUCCUCAUCCUCAUCUUCAUCUUCAUCGUCCUGGGGAUGGGGGGACCCGGCUGCUCCUCAUCCUCCUCCUCAUCCUCAUCUUCAUCGUCCUGGGGCUGGAGGGACCCGGCUGCUCCUCAUCAUCGUCCUGGGGCUGGGGGAAUGGGGGAUCCAGCUCCUCAUCCUCCU
Molecule: messenger RNA, 530 nt
Organism: Ficedula albicollis (Collared flycatcher)
Lineage: Eukaryota; Metazoa; Chordata; Aves; Passeriformes; Muscicapidae
Product: E3 ubiquitin-protein ligase TRIM41
Exons: 1
Molecular function (GO): protein binding
Source: RefSeq, a predicted model, not a curated record